This is a messenger RNA of Lineus longissimus, 1764 nucleotides long. RefSeq lists its product as uncharacterized. The record is from RefSeq and is a predicted model, not a curated record. NCBI's taxonomy places the organism in Eukaryota, Metazoa, Nemertea, Pilidiophora, Heteronemertea, Lineidae. The transcript is spliced from 2 exons. The coding region runs from base 932 to 1612 and encodes 226 amino acids.
UACGUUCAUUACCUGGUUAUCAGUCCUGAAUGUAUGCAAAUGUGAAUAAUCUUUUUCUCAUUCUGUGGGUUAUAGCUGCAGUUAGCCACGGUCAUCGGAUCGGGAGGAUGCGGAUUCCGAAUUUUGCCACGGUCAUCGGAUCGGGAGGAUGUGGGUUCCGAAUUCUGAAGGCAAUGCACGCCAUGCCGAUCUAUCGGCGUAUUGUGCGUCGGAGUGCCUCCUUCCUGACUUAGGAUUGUCUGAUAAAUCGGCGUGAUGCAUCCCGGCAUUGCCUGGGUUGUCCUGGUUUCAUGAUUUUAGCGCGUCAAGAACCAUUUCCGAAUCGCUCUGACUUCUAAUUCUGGCGAUGAUUGUCCUACGAUAGCCGCUGUGACAAGCAAUGUCACCCUGGUAAAACAACGCACCUCCCUGCGAGAUCUCGUGAUAUUUGGUAGCUACAAUCCAACCUUGCGUCAGGAAUUGGCGGAGGCGAAAUGACUUGGGACGAGGUUGAAGCAAUGUCAAAGGAGUCUACAUAAACCGGAAAUAGGGGCUGGUGUCUUUGAAGGGCCGCGCAAAAAAGCGAUUUUAGUCGCUACGACCUGCGAUGCAUCCAUGACAGCAUGACAAAUCAUUCCAAUUUUACUGAUCGCCGGCCGCAUUCCGAACACAAUCGUCGUUGCCGUGUUUCUGUCGCAGGUCGCAGCGAUUUUAAUCACUCGUUUACGCGGCGCUUCUGUGACUAAUAAGCGCGUUUACGAAACUUUGUCCGGGGCGAUGUGGUAUAAUAAAUUUCCUCAUACAAGCAUGAGUAGUGACAAUGCAAUGUGAGGUAGUAGACACAUAUCGACGAUUAACUUAACCUUCAAUCAAUUCUCCUACAUAGCCUCCCUUUAAUUUCAGAUUCACAUCUCUUCCGUAAGACUGUCAUUUCCGACAACCGAGCUUAAGAAUGACAUUGAGGCACGCGCAGUUGACGGAUAACCUCAGAAACAAUGCGAACUAUAUCAUUGCCAAUGUAGACGACGUUCACGUGGAGCAUAUCAUAGAGUUGAUGGAGACGGCCCUGCAGAAAUCAGACAAGGAGAAAGUGGUCAAGGCCAACUCACGCUCUGGAAGCGUUGAAGCCAUGGACAAGCUCUUUGGGUACCUUCCACGUCGGCGCGGAGCCCUACGUCGCUUCAUAGCCGUCCUUCGACACCAAGAUUUCAGCGGUAACUAUGACCACCUUGCCGAUGUGGUCGAGGGGAAAGCGCCCUCCAGCAACAAUGGGAAUAAACCAAUGGGACGUCUGCAUAAGCAACCAGCAUCUGCGUCUUUUCCACACCAAGUGUCCACCGAAAAUGAAGAGGAGGGGAAUCUCUGCCUCAAAAAUCUCACGACGGACAACGUGAUGGAACAGGCAUCCACCGGCGGUGAGCCCUGCACGUUGUACCUAGGAGGAGCAGGUCUUGGCAAUGGGCCUUACCAGGUGUCUACAGCCUUGUCUAGUACAAGUAGCGUGGACCUAAGUGAUCUGAAGAGGCGUGGCGAAGUACCGCCGGAGGAGGUGGAGGAGGAGGAGACCUGUCAGUGGUGUGAGGGAUGCGAGAAUGGCGCUCAUUUCUGUGAAAAGCACAGUAGUCUAGGAUGAACAAAGACAAAAUGAUAUGCAUAUAGUCAUAGACCUUUUAUGCUUUAAAAGUGGUCCUUGUACAUGUACUGGACGCUUACUCCAGGGGGACAUCUAAAGUUACUUUUCAAAUGCCAACCUUGGCAAUACCUUUCUGUGAAUAGUGUAAGGCA